Messenger RNA from Gaeumannomyces tritici R3-111a-1, 393 nucleotides. RefSeq lists its product as hypothetical. The record is from RefSeq and is a predicted model, not a curated record. Lineage: Eukaryota; Fungi; Ascomycota; Sordariomycetes; Magnaporthales; Magnaporthaceae. The coding region runs from base 1 to 393 and encodes 130 amino acids. The transcript has 2 exons.
AUGUGGGUCGUGGCCAAGCAAGCCUUUGACCCGACCUGCAAGUCGUUUUGCAAGUUAUCAGACUCGCCUCGCGCCUCGGUGCUCGCAAGUGUUACUACGACACUCUUUCGCGGCCGUAGAGCUGCGGUCAAGACCAACUGGGGGCAGCGGCGCCUCAUCAGGCUCGAGCCCCAUGAGCCUGGGCGUUUGUUCCAAGGGGGUAUUGAGCAGGCAGGGCACUUGAGUGGACUGAGGGCAGGCAGAAUUCUGGCGGUUCUCGAUAUCAAGCUGCAGCCAACUGCUGGUCAGCGCCCAGCAUCUGGCUUCCGCAAGGGCGGCCGCGGGCAAAGAAGCGUGGCGGGCGAGGGGGCAUGUCGCUGUCCAGAUCAAGAGGAGCCACGCCGCGUUAAUUAA